Molecule: messenger RNA, 1155 nt
Organism: Zymoseptoria tritici IPO323
Lineage: Eukaryota; Fungi; Ascomycota; Dothideomycetes; Mycosphaerellales; Mycosphaerellaceae
Gene: KSD1
Product: ketoacyl synthase domain-containing protein
Exons: 1
Biological process (GO): secondary metabolite biosynthetic process; fatty acid biosynthetic process
Molecular function (GO): fatty acid synthase activity; 3-oxoacyl-[acyl-carrier-protein] synthase activity
Source: RefSeq, a predicted model, not a curated record
GAGCCGAUGCUAAUUGGUGUAGCCUGCAGCUUGGCCGGCGGAGUUGAGUCCCCACGUGAAUUUUGGGAGACGAUGAUCAAUGGAGAAAUCAAGCUCUCCGAAACGAUUCCCAAGUCACGCUUCAACAUCGAUGCUUACUUUCGCGAGGACUCUCUGGGUCGACCGGGGGCCAUUGCCUCCAAAGGCGGCUUCUUCCUCAACACCGACACGCACGCAUUUGACGCCGAGUUCUUCGGCAUCAGUGCCGAUGAAGCGAAGCACAUGGACCCUCAGCAGUUCCGCAUCCUCGAAAGUGUCUACGAAUGCCUUGAGUCUGCGGGCAAAACACUGCAGGAUAUCAAGGGAACCAAUACGGCUGCUUACAUUGGUACCUUUGGCUUGGACCAGGUCAUUGCAUCGGUCCGACACGGCUACGACGAUCGCCACCUUCACGAGGUCGCCGGCGUUGACCCGGGGUUGUUGAGCGCCCGAGUGUCUUACUUUUUCGAUCUGAACGGACCAACAUACACCACCAAUGCGGGCUGCACGAGCAGUCUUUUCGCACUCCACACCGCUGCCAUGGCUCUCCGUGGAGGAGAAGUUCCGGCCGCCAUCGUUGGAGGCGUCAAUCUCGUGCUCGGACCCGAAGCAUACUCCAGCUAUUCCAAAUUUGGUAUCAUGUCUCCAGAUUCCAUGUGCCACUCUUACGACGCUCGAUGCAAUGGCUACGCCCGUGCCGAAGGAUCUGGGGCGUUGUACGUCAAGCUACUAUCCGACGCAAUCCGGGACAACGACCCCAUUCGUGGCGUUGUGCGGUCCAUUGCCGUCACGGCAAAUGGCAUGAUUCCGGAUACGCCGCUUUUCAUCCCAAACGAGGCCGGCAUGGCCAAGUGUCUGGAUCUCGCCUACUCACAGGCAGGGCUGGAUCCCGCGGAGACUGCGUACGUCGAGACCCAUGGCGUUGGAAUGAUUCCCGGAGAGAUUGCCGAAGCGCACUCGAUCGGAAAAUUCAUGAACAACCCUACACGACGAGCUAAACCGCUCCCCAUCGGCUCUCUCAAGCCGAACUUUGGCCACCAGGAGGGUGCCAGUGGAAUUUUCAUCCUCAUGAAAGCCGCCAUGAUGACCGAGGCUGGUGUCAUCCCCGGCCACGUGAAUUUCAAUUCGGCACAUCCU